UCGGCAGUCGCACACCGACAAAGGGCAUCCAAGUUGUUUUCAAAAGUUUUUUCGUAAAUUCCAAAGCACUUAUUUGUUUUAAAACUUAUUGGUGGUAAAAUUGGAAAAUUCGAAGACAUCCCAGUAGAGAAAUUUAAUCAAAAAGAAGAAAAAAUACUAAUCUAAUUAUGGCACAUGCCACCAAACAAGGACCCCAACUGUUAAAUGGCUUCAAACGUUUAACCCGUUUCGACAAAGGCUUGGGUGCCCAAUUGCCUGAAGCCUAUAAGAAAUUCUGGCGCGAAUGGAAAAUGACCCAACCAGCGGCCGUGCACUAUAUUCCCAAGGAUGGCGUUUGGGAACGUGAUGAAGUUACGGGUGAAAUUAAGCCGGUGCAAAAUGUACCCAUACCGCUGAUCGAUCCACCCGAAAGUCACCAAGGUAUAUGGGGUGGUGAAGCUGUCAUAAAAGGUUUUCAAAAGCGUCAGCGCCUGUCACGUCGUGUUCCACACUUUUGGGUGCCGGUGUUGAAGCGUUCCGUUGUGCACAGUCAGGUGUUGAAUGAAUACAUGUCGGUGGUGGUGACCGAUAGGACUAUAGAAAAAAUUCAUGAAUGUCAUGGGUUUGAUCAUUACUUGUUGAAGACCCCAGCCUGUGACUUGCGUUCAGCAUUGGCCCUUACACUAAAACGGAAAAUUCUUAUUGAACUUUUAAAUAAUUGCCCAUCUUUGGCAGGGCAACCCAGCGAACGUGAACGUGUUCUCAAAGAAUACAAAUGUUAUUUGGAAGCGUACACCCCCGAGGAAAUUGAAUGGUACGGUUAUACCUAUGAUGAAGCAAUUAAGAAAAUUGCUGCUCAAAUACGUGAACAAAACAAGCCAGUUCCACACAAACUUGAAUUCCGUAGAAAAUUAAUUGAACAAUUGCAACAGGCAAAUAUGAAGAGCGAAACAGAAUCGGAUGAACCAUCGGGUAAAUUGGCUGCAAAAAGUUCAUCAGACAGUGAUGCCGAUAUUGAAGCACUAACAAAAUUAGAAUCACCUUCUUCAAGUUCAAGCUCUUCCAAUUGGUUAUCAAAGAUAAAUCCAUUUGGAAAGAAACAGGAGACAUAAAGAAUGUAAAAUGUAAUUAAAUUUAUUUCUUUCAAUACUGCCCCCAUUGUUGUUCAAUUCUUUUUUGUUUUGUUUGAAUGCUCUUCCUUUAUCUUCAAAUGGAGCCAAAAAUAGCACUUCAUGUUAUUUGUUUUCCAUUUUUUCGCUUUUGUUUGUAUUCUUUAAAUAGAUGUGCAAAAAAACGUAUUUUGAAAUUCAUGAAAACCAGUUUUACUUUCACCAAUUUGUUCAUCUCAUAUUUUGAUUUUUUUUUUGUCUCAUAUCUCGAGUGUAGAAGUUCCUGGACAAGAAAAAAAAAAGAAUCGAACAACUUGUUAUUGCAAAGGAAUUGCGGAAUAAAUAAAAACAAGAAUAAAGAAAAGAUAUGUUGGCCUAGCCUUAUGGUAAUGAAUAUUCAAUAGUAAACAAA
Musca domestica (house fly) is the source of this 1500-nucleotide messenger RNA. RefSeq names its product large ribosomal subunit protein bL28m (gene mRpL28). Bases 168 to 1091 code for a protein of 307 amino acids. Gene Ontology annotation, cellular component: mitochondrial large ribosomal subunit. Lineage: Eukaryota; Metazoa; Arthropoda; Insecta; Diptera; Muscidae. The record is from RefSeq and is a predicted model, not a curated record. Gene Ontology annotation, molecular function: structural constituent of ribosome. The transcript is spliced from 5 exons.